AUGUCACCUCCAAUCUUCCCGCCCGAGGAACUACGACAAAUCGUCCAGGAAGUAGCCACUCUACUCAAGGAGCGCAAAGAAACAGUCUCAGUAGCCGAAACAGCAGCAGGCGGUCUGAUUUCUGCAGCACUCCUUUCCUUUCCUGGUGCAUCGAGCUAUUACCGCGGAGGCCUUACCCUCUAUACACUCGAAUCACGCAUCGCCUACUGCGGCUGGACCCAGGACACCAUCAAGUCUUACAGCGGCCCAACCCCCACCAUCGUCUCCGGCCUCGCCGAGCACACUCGGAAGACACUAGGCAGCACGUAUACUGUCAGCGAGAGCGGAACGGCUGGACCGACGGGAGGCACAACCAAGAACAGGACGCCUGGUUAUGUGGCGCUUGCUGUGGCACGGGAGACAGGCGAGACUGUGACCAAGGAAGUGGAAACGGGCAGCAGUGAGCGCGAAGGUAAUAUGGUGGCAUUUGCCGUGGAAGGGUUGAAGUUGCUACGCGAUGUUCUCCAAGGGGGUAGUGAAGGCAAAUUGUGA
This is a messenger RNA of Alternaria postmessia, 531 nucleotides long. RefSeq lists its product as uncharacterized. The transcript is spliced from 2 exons. NCBI's taxonomy places the organism in Eukaryota, Fungi, Ascomycota, Dothideomycetes, Pleosporales, Pleosporaceae. The record is from RefSeq and is a predicted model, not a curated record. The coding region runs from base 1 to 531 and encodes 176 amino acids.